This is a messenger RNA of Aspergillus versicolor CBS 583.65, 1683 nucleotides long. RefSeq lists its product as uncharacterized. Bases 1 to 1683 code for a protein of 560 amino acids. The record is from RefSeq and is a predicted model, not a curated record. The transcript has 9 exons. NCBI's taxonomy places the organism in Eukaryota, Fungi, Ascomycota, Eurotiomycetes, Eurotiales, Aspergillaceae.
AUGCAUUUAUCCAUUGUAGUCUCCGUCCUUUCGCUGCUUGGGCGAGUGCUUGCUGGCAGUGGCAGCACCGAGACUAGCGGCGCAAGCCACAGCGUCAGCUUCGUAAAUAAGCAUAAUUACUACUUCGACGUUGAUGGGAACGUGGUCAAUUCGGUCAACGGCAAGGUCGAUUGGAUUGACGAGCAGUAUUUCUGGGUUGUCAAUGCUUCUCUCAGCUAUUCUUCUAGAGACCUGGUGAACUGGUAUCGCAAUCCUACUGAACUAUUCAACAUAUCCCAGCCGGUAAACGCCCAAGCCUGCAGCGGUAUAUUCGGGUCCUGCGAUCGGCCAAAGGUGAUAUACAACGAGAAGACAAGAAAAUAUGUCCUCAUGGCGUUUGCUGCCCCCGGCUCUGAGCCCGGCAUUCCUGUCUUCACCUCCGACCACCUCACCCACGGGUAUACCUUCCAAGGCCACCUCAUCCAGAAGACAUGGUGGCCCGGACAGGGCGUUGAAGAUCUCAGUUUAGCCGUCAUUGACGGCGAGGGAUAUGUCAUCUACACAACGUGGGACAUGAUCAGUGCCAUCGUUACAGAUGGCACUCUAGGCAGUAUAUGGCCGGCGUUCAGCCAAACUGUUGUGAUUGAGAGGUUGACCGACGAUUUCCUCCACACCACCGGCGACACUUCCAUUGUCAUUCAAGAAGGUGGUGACUUUCCUGUCACGGCCAAUUCGUCUAACCUGGUUGAUGGGCAAGUUGAAUCGCCGGAUAUAUUCAAAAGAGAAGAUUGGUGGUAUAUGGUCGGAUCUGGGACUUGCAGCUUUUGUAACGGGACUACCACUGUCGCGUAUCGGUCAAAGAGCUGGAAGGGUCCGUGGACUUUCCAAUUCGUGGACUCCGACCUGACCUGUGGUGGACAGGGAAUGGGCGUCAUGACGGUUCCUCGUGUCAACAACACCGAGCAACAAUUCCUCUACCAGGCUGACCGGCCUUCAGUGGCACCACUCGGCCUUGGAUAUACCGGGGGCGCCAUCGGCCACGGCUUCUGGAAGCUCAACUUCAACCCCGACGGCUCUAUAAACAAAAUCGACUGUUCCCCAGAUGCACAAACAACAAUCCAAGCCCCCAUUGGCAGAAAGGACAUUCCAAGCACCGGGCUCGCAACAACCGCCACCGACGGCUCCGGAAAUAACAAGGACUACUGGGCCGAGUCAAAUUAUCCCUCAGCAUGGUUCUACCAGACCUGGACAUCCUCAAAAAGCGGGAAUCUGUCGUCUGUUGGAAUCAAUCUCAGUGCGAUAUCACCAAGCCGGGCUCUGUCGGUGUUUGUAUUCCGCUACCCUGGCGAGGCAGACUUCACCGCGCCAUUUUUCAAGUGGGAGACACUGGGCUGGACACCUGUUACGUCGGAUAACGUUACUUUAUCUCUCGAUGUCGUCCAAGUUCCCGUCGGUGCGAGUGUCAAAAAGGGAGAUAGACUGGGCUUCGCGCUGACAGUUGGGUAUCCCAUGAAGAAAGCGCCAUCGUUGCCGCGGUCUUCGCAGACUGCUUCGGUCUGGGGAUAUUUGAUGACGGAUCAGGUUGAGGAUGGGCAUGUUUUGUAUGCGCUGAAUAAAAGCCAUGUGUCGUUUCAGGAGGGGUAUAAGUCUCCGGUUAGGGUUUUGGAGAAUCGCGAGUUGAAGUGGUACGCCAGGGUUGAUUGA